Messenger RNA from Trypanosoma rangeli, 594 nucleotides. RefSeq lists its product as uncharacterized. Lineage: Eukaryota; Euglenozoa; Kinetoplastea; Trypanosomatida; Trypanosomatidae. The coding region runs from base 1 to 594 and encodes 197 amino acids. The transcript has a single exon. The record is from RefSeq and is a predicted model, not a curated record.
AUGCAGUUGAAUUUUGACACGUCAUCGUUUAUAGUUUUCAUUAUUGCAGUCAUUCUGGUGGGCAGCAUCGCAGCAUUCAUUCCUCAAGUUCGAGAAUGGCUAAAGCAACGAGCGCGGUCGCGUGAAUGUCCACCGGCCGAGCCUUUUGCGCCAUCGGUGCGGUUGCCGGUGGUUGUUGACGCGGCGGUGGUUUUCACUUCCCACGAGGAGGCUCAGCGUCAAGUUGAGGCAGGCGUCGCGCCGAUCACGCGCGUGCAAAGCGAGGUGCAGGGGCCACGCUUCAGUUCUUUCCCUAGCCACUUCGGCAGCUCCAACGCUACGAACGAAGGGAACACAGCGUCUCGGGUAUGGCCGGAGGUCAUGCGGGGCUUGCCCGUUGACCACACCUUCCACUUGCCCGAGGUGAAUGCAUCCAGCUGUAGCUUGAGCCACCUCUCCGGCACGAGGUACCAACUGCGCCGUGCUAGCAUCAUAUACGGCAAGGCAUCGUACCUCUCACACAGCAGCAGCGUGAAGUCAGUGGGGGACCCGUCCGAGGCGAUGCAACACCCCGAGCCCGCAGGCCCCGUACACGUGCCUGAGGGACCGUCGUGA